Molecule: messenger RNA, 4727 nt
Organism: Notolabrus celidotus (New Zealand spotty)
Lineage: Eukaryota; Metazoa; Chordata; Actinopteri; Labriformes; Labridae
Gene: slc8a3
Product: solute carrier family 8 member 3
Exons: 8
Coding region: 934-3795 (953 amino acids)
Biological process (GO): sodium ion transmembrane transport; calcium ion import across plasma membrane; cell communication
Cellular component (GO): postsynapse; sarcolemma; axon
Molecular function (GO): calcium:sodium antiporter activity
Source: RefSeq, a predicted model, not a curated record
AAGUGCAAGAUAAAUCUCCUCUUCUUCUUCUCCUUCUUCAGCAGCAGCAGUCACUGGGAGCUCCAGGAGCGGACUCGCAUCAGCGCAGAGGGGGCAGGUCUUCAUCCGGAUGGUGCGCAAACUCCAGCAGCAGCAGCAGCAGCAGGAGGAGGAACAGGCAGCCUGACAGCUCACACACACCGGUACGCACAGCUGAGCGCGCCUCUAAUGGAAGACAGUGUGUGAUAUUAACUGGAGAGUGACAUUUCCACGCCGAGGAAGAGAGGAAGAGGAGCAUCUCGGAGGUUCCUUCCUCCAGCAGAGACAUCCUAGCUUUGCUGCGCAGAGAGAGGGGGAGGAGGAGGAGAGCUGAUUCACGGCUGCAGGAGGAGGGAGAGCCGCGCGGACGGGCUCACAAGGAUCCAGCUCCUAUAUCUUAAAAUACCGAGCCCCCCCUCCAACGCCCCCCUUCCUCCUCCUCCUCCUCCUCCUCCCCCCUCGUCAUUGACAGCUUUGCGACCCGGUCAAUCCGUCAGACAGGGAGGAUCUGGGGAGGAGGAUCUGAGGAUCUGGGGAGGAGGAUCUGGGGAGGAGGGCGCCGAGGCAGGAGAGGACGAGAGGCGAUCACCUCUGGCCGGUUUGAUCCAAUCGCCAAUCCGGAGCAGGCUGGGGACCUGCCUCUCUGCAUGAGGACGACACAGGGGCUUCUUCACUGGGGGGUUCUGGUCCGAGGAGCACGUUUGACUCAACAGAUCCAAACAGGGAGACCACAUUAGGACUGUUUGCUGAGAGGAGGAACUAUAAUAAAGGGGGCGGACAGGAGAUAUUUCACAGUCUGCUCAGAAACUCCCUGAAACACAAAUCCAGGUGGUGGGUGGAGGACAAGCACAGCACAGUGCUGGAUCCCAGAGGGACUAUCAGUGUGGUAAGGACCCUUGAGACGAAGGAGGGUGCAUGGAGGGUUCAAGGCCUGUGAAGCCGGGGUCGUCAGCCUGCCUCUGGUUGGGCCUGGUCUCUGUGACUGUAGUCUUCCUUUGCACGGAGGCCCGGACCACCCCGAGCCCUCUGGUCACCCCCAGCAAUGCCACCUGUGAGGGGAACUCCAAGUGCCAACCGGGGAUUAUCCUACCCAUCUGGUACCCUGAGGAUCCCUCCAUGGGAGACAAGAUCGCGAGGGUCAUUGUGUACUUCGUGGCCAUGAUCUACAUGUUCCUGGGGGUGUCCAUCAUCGCCGACCGCUUCAUGGCGGCGAUUGAAGUCAUCACCUCCCAGGAGAAAGAAAUCAUCAUCAAAAGGGCCAACGGGGAGACGACGACCACCACGAUCCGGGUUUGGAAUGAAACCGUGUCGAACCUCACCCUCAUGGCCUUGGGCUCGUCUGCCCCUGAGAUUAUGCUCUCUGUGAUCGAGGUUUGUGGACAUGAGUUCAAAUCUGGUGAGCUGGGGCCUUCAACGAUCGUCGGCAGUGCCGCCUUCAACAUGUUCGUCAUCAUCGGCCUGUGUGUGCUGGUCAUCCCCCAAGGAGAGGUGCGUAAGGUCAAACACCUCCGAGUGUUCUUCAUCACCGCAGGAUGGAGCAUCUUCGCCUACAUCUGGCUCUACAUGAUCCUGGCUGUGUUCUCUCCAAAUGAAGUCCAAGUCUGGGAGGGUCUGCUCACGCUGGCCUUCUUCCCUAUAUGCGUAAUCCUCGCCUGGGUAGCAGACAGACGACUGCUCUUCUACAAGUUCAUGCACAAGAAGUAUCGCACUGACAAGCACAGGGGCGUCAUCAUCGAGACGGAGUCCGAGCGCACCAAGGGCAUCGAGAUGGACGGCAAGAUGGUCAACUCCCACUUCAUGGACGGAGGCACGGCGAGCAACCUCAUCGGUUUGAUCGAGGGCAAAGAAGUGGACGAGUCCCGGCGCGACAUGAUCCGCAUCCUGAAGGACCUGAAGCAGAAGCACCCGGAGAAAGAGCUGGAUCAGCUGGUCGAGAUGGCCAACUACUACGCUCUCUCGCACCAGCAGAAGAGCCGUGCCUUCUACCGCAUCCAAGCCACGCGCAUGAUGACGGGCGCCGGGAACAUCCUGAAGAAACACGUCGCGGAGCAGGCGAAGAAGAGCAUCAGCGUGCAGGAGGUGCACGUGGAGGAGCCGGAGGAGUACGUGUCUCGGAUCAACUUUGAGCCUGCCGUGUACCAGUGCCUCGAGAACUGUGGCGCCGCCAUUCUGACCAUCACCAGAAAGGGCGGCGACAUCAACAAGACGAUCUACGUGGAUUAUAAAACGGAGGACGGCUCGGCUAACGCUGGGGCCGACUACGAGUUCACAGAGGGGACGGUGGUCUUCAAACCGGGAGAGAUGUUCAAGGAGAUCAGCAUCGGCAUCAUCGACGACGACAUCUUCGAGGAGGACGAGCACUUUUUCGUGCGGCUCAGUAACCUUCGCGUCCUGGAGACGGAGGACGAGGUGCUCUCCGCCAACAGCCUCCCGUACCCGAAGGCCAUGCUGGGCUUCCCCACCGUGGCCACCGUGACCAUCCUGGACGACGACCACUCGGGGAUCUUCACCUUCGAGAGCGGCUCGGCUCACGUCAGCGAGAGCAUCGGGAUAAUGGAAGUGAAAGUGCUGAGGACGUCUGGAGCGAGGGGGACGGUCAUUGUGCCUUAUCACACCGUGGAGGGACUCGCCAAGGGAGGAGGGGAGGACUUUGAGGACACCUACGGGGAGCUGGAGUUCAAAAACGACGAGACCUGCAAAGUUGUUCUCGUGAAAAUUAUUGACGAUGAGGAGUAUGAGAAAAACAAGAACUUCUUCCUGGAGCUGGCCGAGCCUCGCAUGGUAGACAUGAGUCUGCAGAAAGGUCGGACCGCCUCCGUCGGAAUGCACACCAUAACCAGUGAGAGGAGCAGACUGGGAGGCGGCGCCAACCGGAUGUCGCAUACUCUCACAGCUCACAGGCAUGAUGUUCCAGAGAGGAAGAUGACAUCAGACGAGGAGGAAGCCAGGCGCAUCGCAGAGAUGGGGAAACCGGUGCUGGGGGAACACUCCAAGCUGGAAGUCAUUAUCGAGGAAUCAUACGAGUUUAAGAGCACAGUGGACAAGCUGAUCAAGAAGACCAACCUGGCUCUGGUGGUGGGGACGAACUCGUGGAGGGAUCAGUUCAUGGAGGCCAUCACAGUCAGUGCAGACGAGGAGGAGGACGAGACGGGAGAAGAGCGGCUGCCGUCCUGCUUCGACUACGUCAUGCACUUCCUCACCGUCUUCUGGAAGGUCCUGUUCGCCUGCGUCCCUCCCACCGACUACAUGAACGGCUGGGCCUGCUUCGUCGUCUCCAUCGCCAUCAUCGGCCUGCUCACGGCCGUCAUCGGUGACCUGGCGUCUCACUUCGGCUGCACCAUCGGCCUGAAGGACUCGGUGACCGCUGUGGUUUUCGUGGCGCUCGGUACAUCCGUCCCAGACACGUUUGCCAGUAAGGUCUCAGCGGUCCAGGACACCUACGCAGACGCUUCAAUCGGGAACGUGACCGGCAGCAACGCCGUCAACGUCUUCCUGGGAAUCGGCGUGGCGUGGUCGGUGGCGGCCAUCUACUGGCACACCAAGGGGAAGCCGUUCGUGGUGGAAGCCGGCUCGCUGGCGUUCUCCGUCACCCUCUUCACCAUCUUCGCCUUCCUGGCCAUCUCGGUGCUGCUUUACCGGCGCCGGGCCCACAUCGGGGGAGAACUGGGCGGGCCCCGGGGACACAGACUGGCCACGUCAGCCUUCUUAUUCUCCCUCUGGUUCCUUUACAUCCUGUUCUCCAGUCUGGAGGCCUACUGUCAUAUAGAGGGCUUCUAAAGCGGACUACUAGAGAGUGAGACAAACACACACAGGGGUUUAAAGUACAACUUCAGAGGUCACAGAGUGAAUUCUCACCGUGGAAUUUGGUUCAGUCUUGUUUGGUAUGAAAGGACAGGAGAGGUAAACCCAGGGGUUUUCUCCCAGACACCUCCCUCUCCCUCUCUCCCUCUCUCUCUCCCUCCCUCAACCCCUUCUGUAAGGACGCUUGGCGGUGUGUUUCCUGCCCUCUAGUGCCGACAGGCUGCAGGAGAGCGCCCUCCUGAGUCUGUGCGAGUGUGCUUACAGUUGGGAUUGGGUCACCACCGAGUCCAGGAGACGCCGACGCCAAGGUGGGUCCUGCGUUCCACUGGAAGAGACCGCAGUCUUACACCCGGAGAGAGUUGAGUUAAUCAGAGGUAUAUAUUUUUCUCAACAUCUGACGAGAACGACUUUUUUUAGAAAAAUAUUUUGGGGAUAAAAACAUGAAAAUAAAUCAACCAAAAAAAAAGCAAGCAACACACUCUCUCUCUCACACACACAAAGAAGAACAAAGAACUAUUUUUUGAUGUACGUUAAGGAUUUAACAACAGAUUAUAUCGUAUAUGGGAAUAUGUUGUGGAGUGACACUGGGACAGUUCAUAGUAUUUAUUUUUUUUGCAUAGUUUCCUAAGGAGCAUUGCAGAGUUCUCAGAUAUCACAGGGAAGAAGAAGAAGAAGAAGAAGAAGAAGAGGAAGAGGAAGAGGAGGAGGAGGAGUGACAGUGACAGUUCAUACUGGCAGACGAGUCAUCCAACCCGGCGAGGAGGACGAGGCGGACACGGUCAACACGGUCAAACUGCCCUGAACAUUACUUCCGUACUCUAUACGUAUCUAUAUAUAAUAUAUUUCCAUAUUUUCUGUAUAUUUUGAAUAUUUGUUGAGAUGUGGUCACCUUCUGCUCUAACAGAGGA